Molecule: messenger RNA, 2577 nt
Organism: Populus trichocarpa (black cottonwood)
Lineage: Eukaryota; Viridiplantae; Streptophyta; Magnoliopsida; Malpighiales; Salicaceae
Product: probable beta-D-xylosidase 6
Exons: 6
Coding region: 43-2445 (800 amino acids)
Biological process (GO): xylan catabolic process; arabinan catabolic process
Cellular component (GO): plant-type cell wall
Molecular function (GO): alpha-L-arabinofuranosidase activity; xylan 1,4-beta-xylosidase activity
Source: RefSeq, a predicted model, not a curated record
AGUUAGCUGAGCUUAACAAACAUUCAAAGCAAAAGCAAGCAAAUGGUGGCCAACGGGAGAUGCCUUUUCUUUCUCCUAUUAUUCCUCUCCCUCUCCCCCUCCAACUCUAAAUCAGUAGCAAAUCCUCAGUUUCCAUGCAAACCACCAACCCAUAACACCUACUCCUUCUGUAACAAAUCCUUACCCAUCACUAGAAGAGCCCAGUCUCUCAUCUCUCACUUAACCCUCCAAGAAAAGAUCCAGCAACUCUCAGACAAUGCCUCAGGGAUCCCCAGACUUGGCAUCCCACACUAUGAAUGGUGGUCUGAGUCUCUCCAUGGAAUUUCCAUUAAUGGCCCAGGUGUGUCCUUUAAGAAUGGAGGACCUGUUACUUCAGCCACUGGUUUUCCUCAAGUUAUUGUCAGCGCUGCUUCUUUUAAUAGGACUCUUUGGUUCUUGAUUGGAUCAGCUAUUGCCAUCGAGGCUAGAGCUAUGUACAAUGUUGGCCAAGCAGGGUUGACCUUCUGGGCACCUAAUAUUAAUAUUUUUAGGGAUCCCAGAUGGGGGAGAGGCCAAGAAACUCCUGGUGAGGAUCCUAUGGUGGCUUCUGCUUAUGCUAUUGAGUUUGUCAAAGGUUUCCAAGGUGGGCAUUGGAAAAAUGGUACUGAGACUGAGAGUACUGAUAGACAUGGGAUUGGACAGAAGAGGGUACUGUUAGGAGAGGAUGGCGAAAUUAAUGAUGAUAAGCUUAUGCUCUCUGCUUGUUGCAAACAUUCCACUGCUUAUGACCUGGAGAAAUGGGGCAAUUUCAGCAGAUAUUCAUUCAAUGCUGUGGUUACAGAACAAGAUAUGGAGGAUACGUAUCAGCCUCCAUUUCGUAGUUGCAUACAAAAAGGCAAAGCAAGCUGCUUAAUGUGUUCAUAUAAUGAAGUUAACGGGGUGCCUGCUUGUGCAAGAGAGGAUCUCUUACAAAAACCUAGAACAGAAUGGGGAUUCAAGGGAUACAUCACCUCAGAUUGUGAUGCUGUGGCCACAAUUUUUGAAUAUCAAAACUACUCCAAAAGCCCUGAGGAUGCGGUUGCUAUUGCUCUUAAAGCAGGAAUGGAUAUUAAUUGUGGAACAUAUGUGCUACGAAAUGCUCAAUCUGCUGUCGAGAAGGGCAAGUUACAAGAGGAAGAUAUAGAUCGAGCUCUUCAUAAUCUUUUUUCAGUUCAACUCAGGCUAGGGCUGUUUGAUGGAGACCCUAGAAAAGGGCAGUUUGGAAAACUUGGACCUAAAAAUGUCUGUACCAAAGAGCACAAGACACUAGCACUUGAAGCAGCAAGGCAGGGAAUUGUGCUUCUGAAAAAUGAUAAAAAAUUACUGCCUUUGAAUAAAAAAGCUGUUUCUUCCUUGGCUAUUAUUGGUCCACUGGCAAACAUGGCAAACAGUUUGGGUGGUGACUACACAGGAUAUCCAUGUGAUCCACAGAGUCUUUUUGAGGGACUUAAAGCCUACGUAAAGAAGACUUCUUAUGCCAUCGGUUGCCUUGAUGUAGCUUGUGUUUCUGAUACUCAGUUCCACAAAGCAAUAAUUGUUGCCAAAAGAGCUGAUUUUGUAAUUAUUGUUGCUGGGCUUGAUUUAUCACAAGAAACUGAAGAGCAUGACCGAGUUAGUCUUCUGUUACCUGGUAAACAAAUGAGCCUUGUAUCAUCUGUUGCAGCAGCAAGUAAAAAACCAGUGAUUCUAGUUCUUACUGGUGGAGGACCACUUGAUGUAUCAUUUGCCAAAGGAGACCCAAGAAUUGCUAGCAUUCUUUGGAUCGGGUACCCUGGUGAAGCUGGUGCAAAGGCACUUGCAGAAAUCAUCUUUGGAGAAUAUAAUCCAGGUGGAAGAUUGCCAAUGACAUGGUAUCCGGAGUCAUUCACUGAGGUAUCGAUGACUGAUAUGAACAUGAGACCUAAUCCUUCUCGUGGUUACCCAGGAAGAACCUAUCGGUUUUACACUGGAAACCGAGUAUAUGGAUUCGGUGGAGGCUUAAGCUACACUAAUUUCACUUACAAGAUCUUGUCAGCACCAAGCAAGCUAAGUUUGUCAGGCUCUUUGUCAUCAAAUUCUAGGAAGAGAAUACUACAGCAGGGAGGAGAAAGAUUAAGUUAUAUAAACGUCAACGAGAUUACAUCUUGCGAUUCAUUGCGAUUCUAUAUGCAAAUUUUGGUCGAGAAUGUUGGAAAUAUGGAUGGAGGCCACGUGGUGAUGUUGUUCUCUAGAGUGCCAACAGUUUUCAGAGGCGCUCCAGAAAAACAGCUUGUUGGAUUUGAUCGAGUGCAUACUAUUUCCCACCGAUCCACUGAAAUGAGCAUCUUGGUCGAUCCUUGCGAGCAUCUUAGUGUUGCAAACGAGCAAGGAAAAAAGAUAAUGCUGUUGGGUGGCCAUGGCCUAAUGUUAGGAGAUCUGGAGCACUUUGUUACCAUUCAAAUUUAUUGAUUCCAACUGUUUCAAAAUACCACAAUGUUUCAACAUAAUUCUGUUUUUUAAAAAGCUUGCACCUUGUUUCCAUUACUAAGCUUGUGGAGGUUUCUGAAAAAUACAGAUAUGGUAAGAAGUCGUUGCAUUCAA